This is a messenger RNA of Pogona vitticeps (central bearded dragon), 3412 nucleotides long. NCBI's taxonomy places the organism in Eukaryota, Metazoa, Chordata, Lepidosauria, Squamata, Agamidae. The record is from RefSeq and is a predicted model, not a curated record.
AACGUGCUUAGAUGGCGAAGUUAAAUAACGGGGGCUGAGCGGCUGGCCGCCUCCGUUAAUCUGCACAAUGCUUUACGCCUCAGCCGUACCUACUUUUAGCUAACACGUCAACGAUCAGAGUAACCGCUAUUCUAAUAACAGUGCACCAGAUCGCUAACGGGUUUCUUCAACAUUGUUUGUGACAAAGCCAGCUGAGGCUGAAGUAUCGGGAGACUACUGUUCCUUCAGUACCAACCACAAAAAUGAGAAGUCAUUUAAGAUACUACAGAAGGUGUUAAUGCACGUUUUGCUAGUGAAUUAAAGAAAUGUUUAAGGGUCACAUCAUAUAGCAAUAUGGCUUGGACUGCAUUGAUCUUUAUUUGAUACGCUUGUGAAGCUCUUCUGAGUAGUUUACACUCUUCAAAGAUGGAGGCAAUGAAACUAAAGCAUACAAUUAAUCCUUUUCUUCUUUAUCUUAUAAACUUUGUGGUCUGGCUGUAUACAGUUAUAACUUUUAUUCCAUGGUAUUUAUUUUCUGGAUCAAGAUAUACCAUAGCAAAGUCGAGGCAAAUUAAGGCUAAACCUGUGCAUAACACACCAGGUAGCCCAUAUAGAUCUGUCAACAGUUUGCAUUGUUUAGCGUCUGUAUUGUAUCCUGGAUGUGAUACCCUUGACAAAGCUUUCAAGUAUGCUAGAAGUAAAUAUAAGGACAAAAAACUUCUAGGAACACGGGAAAUCCUAAAGGAGGAAGAUGAAAUCCAGCCAUCUGGAAAAGUUUUUAAAAAGGUCAUCCUUGGGAAAUACAACUGGCUCUCAUACGAUGAUGUUUUCAUGAAAGCUAAACAAUUUGGAGAUGGAUUAAUUGUGUUGGGCCAGCAACCAAAGACAAACAUUGCCAUUUUCUGUGAAACUAGAGCAGAAUGGAUGAUCGUCGCCCAGGCUUGUUUCAUGAACAACUUCCAACUUGUUACACUUUAUGCCACUCUAGGAGGCCCAGCAAUAGUACAUGGAUUAAAUGAAACUGAGGUGACAACUAUUAUUACUAGCAAAGAACUGAUGCAGACAAAAUUGAAGAGCAUUGCUUCUCAGGUUCCAUUGCUGCGCCAUAUUAUUACUGUGGAUGGCAAACCAGUAUCAUGGUCAGAAUUCCCCAAAGGUGUAAUUGUUCAUACAAUGACAUCAGUUCAAGCUAUGGGCGAGAAAGCAGAAAAUAUAUCACUCAGCAAACAGAAGUUGAAACCAGUACCCUCAGACAUAGCAGUAAUUAUGUAUACAAGUGGUUCUACAGGAGUUCCAAAGGGCGUUAUGAUCUCUCAUUGCAAUCUUAUUUCUGGUAUAACUGGGAUGGCUGAAAGGAUUCCCAAUUUGGGAGAGAAGGAUAUUUACAUUGGCUACUUGCCACUUGCUCAUGUCCUGGAAUUAAGUGCUGAACUUGUUUGUUUGGCCCAUGGAUGCCGUAUUGGCUACUCCUCACCUCAAACUCUAAGUGAUCAAUCCUCUAAAAUAAAAAAAGGAAGUAGAGGUGAUGUUUCUGAACUGAAGCCAACUCUAAUGGCAGCUGUGCCGGAAAUCAUGGAUCGAAUCUACAAAAAUGUCAUGAGUCGAGUUAAUGAAAUGUCCAGUUUCCAACGGAAUCUGUUUAUAUUAGCUUAUAAUUACAAGAUGGAGCAGAUUUCCAAAGGCUAUACCACCCCACUAUGUGACAGUCUCAUUUUCCGAAAAGUCCGGAUGCUGCUAGGUGGGAAGAUUCGGGUCUUGUUGUGUGGAGGAGCUCCACUUUCUGCAGCCACCCAGAGAUUUAUGAACAUCUGUUUUUGUUGCCCUGUGGGACAGGGCUAUGGCCUUACAGAAUCCUCUGGGGCUGGAACAAUAACGGAAGUUUGGGAUUACACAACAGGCAGAGUGGGAGCACCAUUAGUUUGCUGUGAAAUCAAACUGGUGAACUGGAAAGAAGGUGGCUAUUUUAACACAGAUAAACCAUAUCCUAGAGGUGAGAUUGUUAUCGGAGGCCAAAACAUAACAAUGGGCUACUACAAAAAUGAAGAGCGAACUCGGACAGAUUUCAUGGUGGAUGAGAAUGGACAGAGGUGGCUGUUUACUGGAGACAUUGGAGAAUUCCAAGCAGAUGGGUCUUUAAAAAUUAUUGAUCGUAAAAAAGAUCUUGUAAAACUUCAAGCGGGAGAAUAUGUUUCUCUGGGCAAAGUAGAAGCUGCUCUGAAGAAUCUUCCAUUGGUAGAUAAUAUUUGUGUAUAUGCAAGCAGUUUUCACUCUUACGUGAUUGGAUUUCUUGUGCCAAACCAUAAAGAACUUAAAGAGUUAGCACGAAAGAAAGGAUUUAAAGGAAACUUGGAAGAGAUAUGCAAUAGCGCGGAAAUGGAAAAAGAAGUACAAAAGAUUUUAGCUGAGGCUGCUAUGACAGCUAAUCUGGAGAAAUUUGAAGUCCCACUCAAAAUUCGGUUGAGCCCUGAACCUUGGACCCCAGAAAUGGGCUUGGUGACAGAUGCCUUCAAACUAAAACGUAAAGAGCUUACCGCAUACUACCAGGAAGAUAUUAAUCGAAUGUAUGGAACAAAAGUAAAAUAAUUCCUCUUUCUCCCCAGUUUCUUCUUCUUUUUUUGCACCACUUUGCUAAGGUGAGCUCAGAUCAAAUAGGAAAUACUUGAAUCACACGUCUCAUCCCUUGGGACCAACAUAAAAACAUCUUUACACACUUUCAGAUUAUGCUGUUUACUUCUGAUACUAUCAACAUCUUUAACUGGCAGGAUUAGUAAAAUGUUAAGACAGCAAACCUGUGUCUGUCUCCCCCCCCCUCAGUUUCCUCUGCUACGUUGUCAGUGUGUGUAUACUCCUCAGAAUCCUUUUGGGCUAAGAUGAUUUUGAAGCCUCAAGUUUUUAAACCUGAUUUAUAAAUCCUGUAUAAUGUUCUGUUUGUAACUUUUCAAAAUUUGAUUAUAUAGUGGGAGAACCUGGCUGUGAAAGAAAUGAUUAGUGGGAGGGGGGCUUUUUUACAUAUGUAUUUAAAUAUUAAAAAGGUAUCAAUGUGAAAUUAUGUACAAACGAAAUGACUUCUAGGUGAAAAAUCAUUGUUGGCCAGAAAACCAGAUUAUUUGUUGCUGUGCAAUUGUUUUGUAUAAAAUUGCAAGAGAAAUAGUCUGACAUUCUGACUUGUGAAAUAACAGCUGAAGUAUGUGCCUGACAGUUUCCUCCUACAUAUAAAUUUUAUUUUUAUCUGAAAUAAGGAAAAAUUCGUCAUGGCAAAGCACUGUAUAUAGAUGAGCAUACCUGGAAAACAAGCUGCACUGAUGCUUUAUUCAUACAAAGUAUGCUCUAACACAGCAGAUGUUACACCUGUGAAUAAUCUGUCUAAUGGAGGUAGUUCACUCUUCAAACUGUAUUGCGGCCAUUUUGUAAAGAAAUUAAAUUGUUAAAACUA